AUGACCAACCGACCACUUGUUGAACCUGCGCCUACAGAGUCACUGCCGCCAGCAAUGGAGCCAACUGUCGCUCCUGUUGCACAAGUUCCGGCCACCAUGGGCUUGGCCCGUCGCCCAUUCUAUGCAAUCGCUCACCGUGUCCUUGAAGACUACGGUAUAAGAGCUGCCCUUGCACACGGUGCUAACGCAAUUGAGAUUGACAUGACCGCUUGGUCCAGCGGCUGGUGGGCGGACCAUGACGGGCUGCCUACCAGCGCGGGGGACACGGCAGAGAAGAUGUUCCAGACCGUUGCAGAAGAGCGCAAGGCUGGCCAGAACAUUAUUUUUGUCUGGCUAGACCUCAAAAACCCCGACUACGAACCUAAUCCCAAUAAAAAGACAAGUGUCGAGGGGCUUAGGAGGCUAGCUCGCGAUAUUCUACAACCUGUUGGAGUCAAGGUCUUGUAUGGAUUCUACAAGUCUACUAUUGGUAAAAGAGCGUAUCAUUCAAUUCGUGGAGACUUGAACGCCAAUGAGGCUCUCAACGUGGACGGUGAGGUUUCAAUGGUUGAGAAGGAGCUUCACGAUUUGCCCCGAGGACAGCGUGUUUAUUCAAAUGGUUUCUUCGACCUUGCUCUGAAGUUCGAGGGUCCCUUGGCCAAUCUCAGGGCUGCCUCCAGGACCGGAACUUUUGGAAAGGUAUUUGGAUGGACACUUGCGAACCACAACGACAAGACAAAGGUCGACCGGCUUGUGAAUGGUGCUCAAGUUGACGGCCUUAUCUAUGGCUUCAAACACACGCACUAUUAUGACCAUGAGGAUACGAAGGGUGCCUUGAACGACAUUAUCCGCACUAUCCAGGCGGGUAACCACCACCGCUUGGCAAACAUCAAUGAUGACCCUUGGCGCGCAUAG
Clonostachys solani is the source of this 894-nucleotide messenger RNA. The record is from the annotation of a GenBank genome assembly. Lineage: Eukaryota; Fungi; Ascomycota; Sordariomycetes; Hypocreales; Bionectriaceae.